AUGAGACUUGGAUCGUCGUCGGCGGUGGGAUUUGGGGUGAACUGGGGAAAUAUGGCAUCGCACAGGCUCCCCGCGGAGGUUGUGCUGCGAAUGCUCAGCUCCAGCAAUAUCACCAAGCUCAAGCUCUUCGAUGCCGACUCGAAGAUCGUCGGUAUGUUUGCCAACAGCGAUGUGGAGCUCAUGGUCGGGAUUCCAAACGAAAUGCUGGACAAGAUCGCGAACAGCCCCCGGGCGGCGCUGGAUUGGGUCAAGGAGAAUGUGACCCAGCAUCUCCCCGAGGUGAAAAUCAGAUAUGUGGCAGUCGGGAACGAGCCCUUUCUCAAGGCAUACAACGCAACUUAUGAAUCCGUCACCCUCCCAGCGCUCAGAAACAUCCAAGGAGCGCUGGACAAGCUCAACUCAGCGGAGCCGAUCAAGGCGGUGGUUCCUCUUAACGCCGACGUUCUCAGCGAUGGCGGCUCCCCCUUACCAUCGGCGGGACUGUUCCGGCCCGACAUCCAGCCGCUCAUGGACACGCUCGUCUUAACUCUCGCCAAGCACCAAGCUCCCUUCGUCGUCAACAUAUACCCGUUCCUCAGCCUCCACCAGGAUCCACACUUCCCGCAAGAGUUCGCGUUCUUCGACGGCAGCAACACCGGCGCUGCCGCCAUCCACGACUUCAAUGGCAACACCUACACAAACGUCUUUGACGCGAGCUACGAUCUCCUGGUUGCAGCGCUCAACAGGAACGGCUUCCCGGACAUGAAGAUCAUCGUUGGAGAGGUCGGGUGGCCGACGGACGGGGACGUGAACGCGAAUCCAGCCAACGCGCAGCGCUUCAAUCAGGGGCUUCUCGCGCACAUCACCAGCGGCAGGGGGACGCCGCUCCGGCCCAACCAGGAGCUCGACGUUUACCUCUUCGCGCUCAUCGACGAAGAUCAAAAGAGCAUCCUUCCCGGCAACUUUGAGCGGCACUGGGGGAUAUACACUUACGACGGCCGAGCAAAGUACGAGCUGGACGUGCUGGGAACAGGCCUCGCCAACUUUUCCAGCGACGUCCAGUACUUGCCGUGGCGGUGGUGCGUGCUCAAUCCCGAGGGCGACAUGACCAAGCUCGCCAAGAGCGUCGACUACGCUUGCUCGCACGGUGACUGCACAGCGCUCGUCUAUGGCGGCUCUUGCAACCACAUUGGCGAUCAAGGCAACGCCUCGUACGCUUUCAACAGCUACUACCAGAUCAAUAACCAGGAGGAGGAGAGCUGCGUCUUUGACGGGCUGGGGAUGAUCACCACUGCGAAUCCAUCCACCGGGGGCUGCGAGUUUCCCGUCCAGCUCAAUCCGCUCGCCUCGUCCUCGACGUCUUCCACCGCGACGCUCAUGUCCUCCGAGAGCAGCAGCGUCGGGCAGUCGAUGCUCCUGGCGCUGCUCCUGGCAAUCGCGCAGCUGGUGCUGGAUUUCGACAAGCUUGCGUCGGGAUGGAUUUCAUCGAGGAGGAAGAAAUCCAAGCUUUCGAAGUUGACGACUAACGGGCAGACUACGAUCACGAAGACGAAGAAGCCCGGCAUUUGCAGGAUAUACUAG
Messenger RNA from Selaginella moellendorffii, 1560 nucleotides. Its product is annotated as glucan endo-1,3-beta-glucosidase 5. Lineage: Eukaryota; Viridiplantae; Streptophyta; Lycopodiopsida; Selaginellales; Selaginellaceae. The transcript has 2 exons. Gene Ontology annotation, cellular component: plasma membrane. The record is from RefSeq and is a predicted model, not a curated record. The coding region runs from base 1 to 1560 and encodes 519 amino acids. Gene Ontology annotation, molecular function: hydrolase activity, hydrolyzing O-glycosyl compounds. Gene Ontology annotation, biological process: carbohydrate metabolic process.